AGCUGUGGGAAUUAUUAUUGAUAAUGAUAAGUGUCCAAUUUGAAAAAAUCUGUAUUAUUUAUUUACUUUUGAUAAGGAUUAUGAAAAAACAAUAAAGACGCAUUUAUAAAUAUAGAUUGUUUCUAAAAUAUUAAAUGUAUAUAAAUGAUGGUCAUAAAAUAAUCGUACCGAAAUAUAUCUAAAUUUAACUUAAGAUUUGCGCAUCGCGCUUGUGUUAAAUAUGCCAAAAAUACCAUAUAAAGCUGAAAAAUGCCAAGAUGAUGAUGAGGACUAUGAAAUAGUUUCAUUCGAGGACUUUUGUGACAAAUCGCCAGGAGCUAAAACCGAUUUAUUGACUUUAAACGAUAACAUAAAUUAUCGACUUUACUAUGAGAGCGACAAAAGCUCAAAUUUUGCUGAAGGCGGUGAACCUUCCACUCGCAACGUGGGAAUGCAUACAGAGACCUCAUUGAAUGGUCCAAAAAAUGCAUCCUAUAAAAGAAAGCUAUCAUUUGCCCCAUUUGGAAGAUCAGACAAGACCAGUCGUGGUCAUCUCUUUAGCAGCGUCAUACCAAAGCCUCGGAAUGACGGAGACUCCUCAAGGGAACAUAGAUACGAGAGAUUUUCUCCUCGUCGUGGUUGGCCGGGUCGUGCUUGGGAGCAGCUGGUGACCUUGUUUCCGAUCAUGGUUGCUGCGGGGUUGCUGUGCGCUCUGUGCGUGGCGGCGUGGUGGGCGGUGGGCGGCGCUCUCGGCGGCCGCUGGGGCGAUGACCAUUAUAGGAGGCUCUGGGAACGUGCGCAUCCAGAAGAUCUGGCGAAGAAACCCUUAUCACCCGUCAUCGAAAAGGUAAUACCGACAGAAAACCGCUACCACGAUCACAACAAUCUAUCGACGAAGAAUAAGAUAAACACAACAGAUAUGAACAGGAAGAAGGACUACGACAAGAAGAGCGGUUACGGGGAACGGCCCGUCGAGGUUCUGAGGGAAAUGUGCGCGAACGUGUCCGAUAAUAUGCGCUUCGACUGCCACCCCCAGGAAAAUGCCAGCGAGGAGGAAUGUGUUCAGCGAGGGUGCUGCUGGCGGCCGGGGGCGGCGCCCGGGGCCCCGCUGUGCUACUACCCCGCGCCCUACGACACGUACCGCUUCGUGAACAGCACGGAGAACAAGCACGGGCUGGUGCUGCAGCUGGCGCGGCGCCGCGACGCGCGGUACCCGCGGCAGUUCGACGCCGUGCGCGUCGACUUCGUCUACGUCAGCGACCACGUGCUACAGAUCAAGAUAACGGACGCAGAGAACAGACGCUUCGAACCCCCGUACCCCGAGAUCCCGAUCGUGUCGGGUCCGAUAUCGAAAUUGAAAUAUCGCGUGGAGAUCGACAGCUCGGCGGUCGGUUUCAAGGUCAUUCGGAACGACGAUAACGUCACGAUCGUGGACACCCAGAACGUGGGCGGGCUGAUCCUGUCGGACAAGUUCCUGCAGAUCUCGUCGGUGCUGCCCACGGACCGCGUGUACGGGCUGGGCGAGAAGCAGGCCCCCUUCCUCAACGACCUGCAGUGGAAGACCUUCACCCUGUUCAACCAGGACAUGCCGCCCACCGAGAACGCAAACCUGUACGGAACACAUCCAUUCUACUUAGCUUUGGAAAAGGACGGAAAGAGUCACGGAAUGGCACUAAUUAACACUAAUGCUAUGGACAUAGUAUUGCAACCGACUCCGGCUAUCACGUACCGCACAUUAGGUGGUAUCCUCAACUUCUUCGUACUCCUGGGACCAUCGCCCCAGGAAGUGGUGGCUCAGUACACCAGCUUGGUGGGCCAACCGUUUCUACCACCUUAUUGGUCGCUUGGAUUCCAUUUGUGCAAGUAUGACUACGGCAGCUUGAACGUGACCAGGGAUGUUAUGCAGAGGAAUAGAGAUGCAGGGAUUCCACUGGACGUCCAGUGGAAUGACCUGGAUUACAUGAGCAAUGGCAACGACUUCACGUACGACAAAGACAAGUUCGCAGGUCUGCCGGAGUUCGUGGAUCAGCUGCACGAACAGGGCAUGCACUACGUCAUACUCGUUGAUCCUGGUGUCAGUGCGUCGGAAAAACUCGGCGAAUAUCCGCCGUUCGAUCGCGGCUUGGAAAUGGACAUCUUUAUCAAAAACUCGACCGACCAACCAUUUAUUGGCAAGGUGUGGAAUCCGGUAUCCACCGCUUGGCCGGACUUCACUCAUCCCAAUUCUACCGCCUACUGGAAGGAAAUGUUUUCCGAUUUCCAUAAGAUCGUGAAAUACGACGGAGCGUGGAUCGACAUGAACGAGCCGUCCAACUUCGUGUCGGGCCCGCUGCACGGCUCGUGCGCGCCGGAGCGGCUGCCGUACCGGCCGGCCGGCGCGGCGCGCGAGGGCCUGCGCCGCCACACGCUGUGCAUGGACGCGCGCCACCACGCGGGCGCGCACUUCGACCUGCACAGCGCGCACGCGCUCACCGAGGCCGUCGCCACGCACGCCGCGAUGCAGGAGAUCCGCGGCAGGCGCCCCUUCGUGCUCUCCCGCGGGUCGUCCCCCGGCCUGGGCCGGGUGUCGGGCCACUGGAGCGGGGACGUGUACAGUCGCUGGCACGACAUGCGCAUGUCCAUACCGGCUCUCCUGAGCUUCAGUCUGUUCGGCGUGCCGAUGAUGGGGACGGACAUCUGCGGGUUCAUCGAAGACACGACGCCGGAACUCUGCAAGCGAUGGAUGCAGCUCGGAGCUUUCUACCCGUUCUCUAGAAACCAUAACACCAAUGAUGCUAAGCCGCAAGACCCGGCGUCGCUGGGCGGCGAGGUGCUGUCGGCGAGCGUGGCGGCGCUGCGGCUGCGCUACCGCCUGCUGCCCGUGUACUACUCGCUGUUCGUGCGCGCGCACCUGCGCGGCGACACCGUGGCCAGGCCGCUGUUCUUCGAAUUUCCAUCAGACGUGAACGUUCCCGCUAUCGACGAGCAGUUCCUCAUCGGCUCUCAUGUGAUGAUAACCGCCGUCUUGCACGAAGGUGCCAACUCUACCAAGGCUCUAUUCCCGGGCAAGGACCCCUGGUAUAGUCUGCGAGACGGAAGUUUCUUGGCACAGGAUGAGUUUAAAGAAGUUACCGAUGCCGAUAUGGUGUCUGUCAGGGGCGGUGCCAUCCUCCCCUUGCAGGAUCCCCCCUCCAAGGGCCCAGUGAACACGGCUCUGACGCGCUCGCGUCCGAUGCAGCUGCUGGUGGCGCCCGACGCGGACGGUCGCGCUGCCGGGGAGCUGUACUGGGACGACGGUGACAGUAUCAAUACAUACGAAGAGAAAAAAUACAGCCACAUUGAAUUCUCUUUCCAAAAUAACGAACUCAACAGCACAGUGCAAUGGUGGGGCUACGGUGUGCCUUCAGUCAACUCCAUAUCAGUCCUCGGCCAAACAAAAUCUAUAAAAUCGGUUACCAUAAACAAUGUACAGACUGAAUUCACAUACGAUACAAAAAUACAUGUCUUGUGUCACACAUGCGGUUCCAAAGACUGUAACAGGCAUGACCCAGAAAUAUCAGCUGAACCAUGGACUAAUCUUCAGAUACAUAAACAAUUGGACCAGGCUAUAGAAGAUUUUUAUAAUACAAUUUUAGAACAAUUUGUAAACUCAUGGUACAGUAAAAUAACUCUACAGCCGUUUUUUGUGGAUGAACUAAGACAGCAGCUUAGAUAUGCAUCUGCCUCACUUCUGAGGCGAGCUUUGAAGAUAAAUUAUGCGAGAUUUAUAUGCGAUCGUUUAGUUCCAUGUGCAUUGAGACACUACUCGGUAAGCUCGGCAGGCUUCAAACAGCCGGUCCAUGUAGCGGCUAGCAACCGUUCUGCCGAGCUCAAGUAUCUCCGGUGCUUGACCGAGACUAUAUUGCCAUACAUAUUGAGGAAUUCAGAAUGUCAGAAUUCCGUGCUCCGCGUGCUGGUGCGCGAGGCGCUGGCGGGCUGGGCGCUGCUGCCGCUGGCCGACGUGCUGGCCGACCCGCACGCGCUCAACACGCUGCUGCUGCUGGCGGCCGCGCGCCCGCCGCCCGCGCGCCCGCCGCCCUCGCCCGACUACGAGGUAGAAUUUUUAGAAAACUUUGUCCGGCAGUCGGAAUCGGUUUACUGCGCACGAGGAAAGUUGCUGAGGAUCGAUCUGGAGCUGCUCCUCAACGAUCAAGACCACUUCUACGCCCUUCUGCACCACCUGAAGACCACGACCGAUAUAUAUCUGCUGCAGUUCUACAAGGACAUAAAGGCGUUCCAGACGCGCAUGCUGACGCCCGAGCUGUCGGCGCCGCAGGCGCGCGCGCUGCACGCGGAGGCGCGCGCGCUGUUCGCCGCGCACGCGCACGUGCCGCGCCUCGCGCUGCCGCCCGCGCUGCUGCUGGAGCUGCGCCAGCUGCUGGACGCCGGGCCCGCGCGCGUCGCCGGGUUACAAACGAGCCGAGCGCUAUACCAGGCGGCGAGACAGUCUCACGCCGCGUUGGAAAAAAUAAUGUUACCCAAGUUCUUACACAGCGAGGAGUUUUACAAACUAUUUAUUGGGCCGAGAUUACCCACCGGGUAUCAAAAACAAAUGACUAAACGACCUCAAGACAAAAUGAACAUGUUAAAACUGGGCACGAAACUGAAGAACGCUAUAAAGUCUCAAGUGCCGGACGGAACGGUUUCGGACUCGACGAACUCGGAACUGGACGACGGCGAGGGCAUCGACAACGUGGACAUCCUGAAGUACCUGGACUCGCUGGCCGCCGAGGACUCGCUGGGGCGGGACCUGAGCACGUACAAGGUGGUGCUGACGAACGUGGAGUGCCGCGCGGCGCCCCCCCCGCGGCGCGGCGCCGUGCGCGUGUUCGCGGUGGCGGCGCAGCGCGUGCGCGGCGCGCUGGCGCCCGCGCUCAGCGUCGUGGAGCGCAGCGAGCACGACUUCCACCUGCUGCGCGGCAAGCUGCUCGAGUUCCACGGGGACGCGCUGCUGGCCGACCUGCCGCUGCCCUCCAGGAGAGAUAACAGUCCGCUUGAGACACUCCGAUACAAGUAUGAGGACUUUCUCCAGCGGCUCAUCCAAAUCAACCUCCUCCAGACGAGCGAACUUCUCCACUUGUUCCUCACAGUGGACGGAGACUUCACCACUGUGGUCCAGGCCUCGACUCUCAGCGCGCCUGGGCCGGAUCUAGGAAAUAUUUAUCAAUCUGUAGCUCACAAACUGAGGAAGGAGAAAGGUCAACAUUUAGAAAGUUUUCUAAGAAAUUUCCUAAUAUCUUGUGAUAAGGAACGUUAUCAGGCAUUGAAACAGGGAACUACUCGUGACGUAGAAGAAGCUCACGAAGUGAACGAAGAGGAAAUGGUACAAAAAGUAAUUAAACGUCAAAAAAAUACAAGGAACAUUCAUACGUCAAUAUUCUUAAACAAUUUCGAUGUUGAACCGGUUGUGAUCCAAACUGAUAUGGACUAUCAGACCACGGUUGUGGGAUUCUCGCAGUGUGUUAUGUAUUUAUUAAUAAAAAUAGUAAGGGCAAGAAGUUUUGUGACUGGUAUCAUUGGUAACUUCAUCGGUAUGAUGCGACACACUUUGGACGAUAUAUUCAACGCGGCGCUCAACAGAGGCUUGUGCAACUUACUCACUGAACAGCGGUUGGCGUACUUGAUACGUUUGGGUCACGAUAUCCUCUUCGGCAAGAAGACCACAGCUCGAGUAGAUCCUCUGAUACAACGUGAGCUGGCAAGGCAACGGCUCCUGCAGGCGAUACCUGUAUCAGCAACUAUCGCCUUUGGACCGGGUCUACCUAAUUCGGUGUUGACAGCCUUUGAAGUUAUACAGUGCCCACAGCUUAACAAACAGUUGUUUUACAAUCUGCUGGACCUUUGUGUGUUGGAGCUUUUUCCGGAGUUACGUAACACUGAAUUAAAUCAAACUACGAGUUAAUGUAUUAUUGUGUUAGUAUUAUUUAUAUUUAAGUAUUUCUGUAAAUUGCAAAUGAUUGCGAGUGAUGAUUCCGUAGUUUUCUAUGAUUUCUGUUAACUUUGUGCGUAAUUUGUAUUUAAUUGUAAAUAAACAGUAACGAUAAAUAUAUUUUUGUAAUAGUUUAGUUAAUUAUCUGUAGCCUCAAUCUGUGAUAAAGCUGAGGCUGCCAAUUAAAUAAAUAUUUGUAACAGGAAUUAGACACCAAAUAAAUUAUUUUCAUAUUUGAUAA
Molecule: messenger RNA, 6167 nt
Organism: Vanessa tameamea
Lineage: Eukaryota; Metazoa; Arthropoda; Insecta; Lepidoptera; Nymphalidae
Exons: 34
Coding region: 221-5899 (1892 amino acids)
Biological process (GO): carbohydrate metabolic process
Molecular function (GO): phosphatidylinositol binding; carbohydrate binding; alpha-1,4-glucosidase activity
Source: RefSeq, a predicted model, not a curated record